Molecule: messenger RNA, 13767 nt
Organism: Bemisia tabaci
Lineage: Eukaryota; Metazoa; Arthropoda; Insecta; Hemiptera; Aleyrodidae
Source: RefSeq, a predicted model, not a curated record
UCCUUCGGAAAAGGACCUCUUUCUAAGGGAUGGCGAAGACGCCGACGCCUCUCUCAGUCCGCGUCGGGACGCUCGCGUAUACGCUUCUUGCCGAAAAGACGCCGCUUUUUUUUAUCACCCCGCAGCCCGGUCUCGUUUUCCGAUGCCCGCGUCUUUCGAAUUUUUUGCCGCGUUUUUCCAUUCCGCCCCCGUAUAAGUCCCCUUACUUUAGCUUACCACCUCAGUCGAACGUGUUUCUUAGACUUGAAACUAUCUGUACCCCACCUCAAGUUGACACAAGUAAAGUCGAAGCCAAGCGUUCGAUUUGACCCAAGACUAUCCCAACUCCGAAGCCCGGGGCAUCCGACUGAACGCACCAAGUGACAAACGCACCAUGCGGGACCCGAAGAGCGAUCACUCGCGGGCCUAGUUUCCUGAUCUGCCUGGAGAGGGCAGCACUGAUCGGCCCUCCCUCGGGGUCACCCCUUUCGAGCGCCCUCGAGGCCCUCGACGCCCCGACUCGACCCUACUCUAUGCAGGCGUGAGCCUGCCCAUUCUCCUCGAGAUUUUACCGACCUCAGACACCACGAUCUCGGCACCGCUAGACCUCCGCUCCUCCUUGGAGGGCGACGACAUGUCGACGGACAUCCAGCAAGCGGUGCUGCUCCAGCGGCCGGUGUUCAAGAUGAACCCGGCCGCCGACUACUGGCACCAGGCGCGGGGGCCGCCCACCACGGCGACGCCCCCCGCCGACGCCUCCAACAACAACAACUCGGCGACGAGCAACAACAACACGAGCACAACGACGACCAACACGAACACGAGUAGUCACAACGGGACGACGAAUAAUUCGGGUAACGGCAACAACUCCGGCAACGGGCAAAGUCGGCUCAACCACUUGAUGAGCGCCGGGAGUCCUCUGGGCAACGCCAUGUCACCCGGGGGUAACAACGCCGCCAACAACGCUAUAGUUCCUUUCGUCUCCGUCAACACCGACACGACCUCCACGCCAGAACCGCUGCUGCCUUCCCCCGCAGGCUCCUCCGCCUCCGCCAACGACCCCAAGAUCAUCACCGAGAAAAUUGUCAGCGAGUUCCAGAAACGCGCUAGCGCGAAUCUAGACCCACGCGCAUUCGAAGAGUGCUGGGCAAACCUUCAGCGAUUUCUGAUGCAGAAGUCGAUGUUGAUGCAGCACGGGAGGGACUUGCACCGAGCGGGCAGCGUCGGCGGGGCGUCCUCGCUGAGCGGGGGCGGCCUGGAGAUCACCAAGCCGCACCAGUGCCAGCAGUGUCUCAAGAGCUUCUCCUCCAACCACCAGCUCGUCCAGCACAUCCGGGUCCACACCGGAGAAAAACCCUACAAAUGCACCUACUGCGACAAACGAUUCAAGCAACUCAGCCAUGUCCAGCAACAUACCAGACUACACACAGGUGAACGACCGUACCGAUGUCAUUUAGAGGAUUGCGGACGCGCCUUCAUCCAACUAUCGAAUUUGCAGCAGCACUUACGGAACCACGACGCCCAGGUAGAACGAGCAAAGAACAGACCUUUCCAUUGCUCAAUUUGUGGCAAGGGAUUUGCCACAGAGUCGAGUCUGCGAACGCAUACAGCCAAGGAUGCACGCAAGGGCUACCUCCCUCCAUGCCUGGCUUACCGAAACCAAUACCUCCAAUUCCACAACCCGGAAGCGGAGUUACGCGUUGACAUGCUGCAACAGCGGGCAGCUUUGCUUAGUGGAACGAACGCACUGGCUUGUCCUGUCUGCCAUAAACCAUUCAUCGGCACGGAGGCCCUUAUGGAACACAUGAAACACAAUCACAAGGACCCCACCGUGUCGUCAGUAAACACUUUUGCUCCCGCUGAAAUGUCCGGCGACAUCAACGUCAUGCCGUACUUGGCCAAGCGGCGGACUGCCAAUCACGUGUGUCCGGUCUGCACGAAGCACUACGUCAACGAGGGCAGCCUCCGCAAACAUCUCGCCUCGCAUCCCGAAACCACCCCAUUUGCCUCCAGCCUGAGGAUGUGGCCCUGUUCCGUCUGUCAAGCGGUCUUCACUCACGAGUCAGGUCUCCUAAACCAUAUGGAGCACAUGAGGAUGGACCCGAAACAUCAGUUCGCAGCACAGUAUGUCCUUAGCAGAGCAGCUGCAGAGCGUCGUGAGCGAGAUAUCAUGGCUGCAGCAGCAGCAGCAGCUACUGGCGGGCUACCUUUGUCACUGGGCGCAUCUCUCGGCCAAUGCGCGUCCCCAUCGGCUCAUUCAGAUAGUUCUUCAAAUGCUGGAGAGAGACUGUCAAGUGCUGGAUCCGAGGCUGGGAUUAACAACGCGGCAAUGUUGCUCAAUAAUAACAACAACAAUAUCAAUAACACUGCCACAGCAAAGCUAGCAGAAUUGAUGUCUGGCCGAACAGGUGCAAGCAACGGCCACCACUACCUUAGUCCUCAAACUCAGCACUACAAUGCAGAUGAACUACAAAGGGCAGCAGCUUUGUUGGUCGGGCGACAACAAGCAGCAGCCGCUGUACAGACCUCCUCACCUCAACCUGAUUCUCCACGAACAGCAGCUGUUGUAGCGGCAGCAAACCUCGCAGCAGCUAUGCGAAUGUCGCAGUCAAACGCAAUGCAACAUAACUCACAAGCAUCUAAUCAAAGCAAUAAUGGAAAUGUUCCUAACGCAUCAUCGGAUAGUCUACAAAGCAUGUCAUCAGCUGUUCAACUAGCCAUGGAUGCGGCGGUGCGGUCGAUGGUUGUUGAUGUAUCGAUGAACCACCACCAGGGUAAUCAUCAUCAGUCAGUAUUACACCAGCAGAACCAGUCGUCAUCGACGCCGUCCCUACAAGAAGCGUUCUUCCGGUCGCAAGCGGAAGCUCUGCGGUUGGCCGUUACCCAAGCUGUUGUUGCAUCCACCUCGACCGCCUCCGGGGAUAACGGCAGCAACCACGUCCCUGGCCAUAACAGCAUUGCUCAAUCCAACCUCAUGAACGGGCAACAUCCAUACCAUCAGAACCGAGUGACACCCGAACUGACGGAGGCGCUGCGUUUGCAGCAAGCUCUGCGCCUCCACGGAGACCCGCGCGCUCUUGGUUUCCUCCCGAAUAAUUCCUCGCAGCAGCAUCCAUGAAAGUUCAGCUACUUUUGAUAAGAUUUGUUCCUACCUUAACGGUUCCUUCCUGUAUAUAAUCAGAUCACGUUUUGUAUAUGUGUGUAUUGCCUGUACACAGCCUUCGUGCAAAUCAGUUGCAUUCUUGUACAAAUACUGUUCAAAAUGAUUCGUGUCGGUCUCUUCAUCGUUCCAACGGCAGAAUUUUUCCACCUGGAAUCGACUCCUGCUUUUUGAUUUAAUACAUAUCUCUUUGUUUUCAAUUUUUACGAUUUCUCUUUUUCCCCCUACUUUUUUGGUCAGGUGUUUGGCAUGAGUAAAUACUUUGAUUUUUUUUAUUUUUUUAUUUAUUUUUUUUUUUUAGCUCCUCCACAUUAAUUUUAUUUGGCAUUGCAGAACUUGUUCAGUUUUUAAAAAAAUAAUUAAACGAAUCUCCAAUUUUUCGCUUAUUUUGGUUAUGGCACUUCUCUAAUCUGAAAUUAUUAUUUUUGAAUAAUUAAUUGAUUGAGGAUUAUUGUGUAUCAUUUGAUGCGAAGUGCUAUCAAUUCAGGCUCAUUUAUGUGAAAUCUCACAUAGCUGUAAGACAGCUGAUCCUGGAAGUUUUGUUUGAAACACUAACAGUUAAGCUUAUUCUCCCAUUACAAAACUGUUUAGAUCAUUCUCUCUCGAUUUACUUAUGCCAUUCACUAAGAACAGGGUAACGUUUUAAGUUUUCUUCAUGGAAGUGAUCCUUUUCGAUAAUUUCCCUGUACAAUUUCAGGGUCCUAAUUGAAUCACAAGUCAGUGCUUACGCUAAUCACUUUUUAUUUUGUUGUUGCACUCAAGAUUUGUAGGUUGUUUGGGUGUUUUUGUUCCGUUACAAUCAAAUUUAUAUUUUUAUACUGUUUCCGGAGAAAAGAAAGUUUCGCAGUUUGACUGGCUUGUGUUUCCCUUUGAUUUUUAUCAUGACAAAAUUUAACUCUUUGAACUUCUUCAAGAAUUUCGAAAUUUAGAGAUUUGUAUUAAAUUGAAAAAUUUUUGUAGGAUAUUUUCCCCUCUGCAUAGCAAAAAAUUGAACCAAAAUUCUGCGGAAAACAUUUUGUUUGUUGAAGUGUACAAGACUUGGUUGAAUUUUCUCCCCUUUUUUAUUGAAUGUCUUUCACAAAAAAUAUUCCUCCCUUCAUGUACUAGGAUAAAUCAGUGAAAGAGAAAAACAAAUUGCUAGGUUUAUUUUGUUGCCUUUCCUUCCCUCCAUCUAACUUUGGAGUAAUUGCAGACAUGCACCUGUUCAUUCAUGUAAAUAAGGUAAAUUGUAAAUUUUGUGUAAACUGAAAUUAAAAAUUGUAUGUAAUAUCAUUUAAUAUAUUAACCUAGGAAAAUUGAAUAUGAAAAAUAGUUGUAUAUUAUUGUUAUACUGUUCAUGUGUGGCUAGUGAAUUUAAAUGAAGGAAAUGAAAAAAGUUUAUAUUGGAUUCUCUCCCUUUUUUAUUAUUUAUAAAUUAUUGAUUUAUUAGUUAUUUUUAUUUCUUAUUAAUUUUUUUUUUCUUUUUUUCACCUCUGCUCUUUUUCUUUUUCUCAAAAAUGAGGUUGUUGUGACUGAUAUGAUUAUUCUUGUUUUAUUUUACUUAUUUUAUAUUUUAAUGGGGCUUGCAAUUAUUUAAUUAGUAUGAUUUUGCAGUUUCAAUAUUCGUCAAUUAAUGAAAAAUAUUAUCGUUGAUAUUGUCUUUUGCGAAUUUUGUACUCUCCCCAAAUCCAUUUCAAGUCAACCAACUUUUCUUGUUUUCCUAGUAAAAAUUUUAGUUCAAAGCAUGAAAGGCGUAAAAUUUGAAUUAAUUUGAUAAACGUUUUUUAAACUUUUGGAUGCGGAAAAAACGUCAAUGGACAUUUAAGUUUCUCUUUUCUAAAAAAAUUUACAGGCGAGGGAAAAUAUUUUUACAGCCAUCAUAGCACACUGUAAGCUUCUUCCGAAUUUUGCAGGUUAAGAAACACUACUGAAGUACCUAGUGGAAGUCAGCUUUUCUCAAUUAUUUACUUUAGACAUCUGUCUCUUCUAGCUGUUUGUCUAAUCUUUGUCUUAAGAUUAUUAUUGUAGUGCUAAACAUUUAAGAAGAUAUGCACAGUCCCUGGUAAAUUUUAACCGCAUUCUCUGGUUUAAAAUCCGUUUGUUGAAGCAUUACCCACACCCAAACAUUAUUAAGCAUACAGAACUUUUUUAUUGUAAGAAACAUUGCUUCCGCAAAAUUAAGUCUAAAUCAUUCGGGAUUCUUGAUUAGUCAUCCGUAAUUAUUUUAUUUUUGUUUUUGGCUGUGAUAUUUAUUUUUAAACUUAUUUAAUUAAUUUUAUUUCUUUCAUAACGUAUAAUCAUGUAAAAAUAAGUUCUGAAUAUUUAUAACAUUGCACUCAAAAGUCCAACUUCAUUUUCAAAAUAUUGUGUGUAAUUUGGGUUAGAAAUUUAUUUUUCUUUCUUUGUGUGUUUCCUCCCCCUUUCGCAAAACGGUAGGAUUAACCUGAAUAUCAAAUUUGUUUUGUUUGCCAUUAUGAGACGAUGUGCCUAGUCAAUGUCCUUUGGCUUUUUAUCCUAUCAAUUUUCAAAACUUACUUCUGGCUCGUAAUUUAAUUCCUGAUUACGUUCUCUAAUAAUCUCAUUUUUAUUUUCUUCCCCCCCCCCCAAAAAAAAAAACAAUUUUUUUUCGAGUUUGGUUUUAAAUUUGCACGUUAUUCUUUGUUUUACUUUAGAUCAAUUACCUUGGUUUGUUUUUAUUUUCAAUCCAAUUUACGACCAAUAUUUAAAAUCUUCAAAAAUCAAAAUUUAAAUUAGGGGGAGCGCUUAAAAUCUAUGUCAGUCAAUCUAGUUCAGAAACUAUUACGCAAUAAGGGAAAAAAUGAUUUCUAAAUCAAUUCAGGGGAUACAUAAAAAAACCAAAGUUCUAUCGUGCCCUUGGAAUAGUCAUUAGUGUCAACCCUCAAUGCCUGAAGCCUUAAAUGAGAAUAAAUAGUAAUAAAAAAAAAAAAAUAUCAAUCGUUCUGAGAGGUGGAAAAAUUGCCAACAAAUUACACUUUAUUCAACAGGCUCUUCUUCAGGAAUGCUAUUUGAAUUUUUCCAUAAAAUAAAUUUACUCUACUUCUACUCAUCAUCCUUAAAAUAUGCUAUACUUGGACUAACAUGUCACUGAAUUUUACAUUUAUUAAAGGCAUAUUACGUUGUCCCACUGCAGCUCCUAGAUGAAGCUAUACGAUGUGGGAGGUUGACAUAACAAGAAACAUCAAAGUCACAGUUUUCUUGGUUUCUGGGUACCCUAACGAAUUGAUACAACUUGCACAUAUUUAUUUUUUUCUGUCUUUUUCAUUCCUUUUUUCUCGUAUAAUUUCAAAACCUCUUAUAAUGGAGUAGGUGUUCUGUAAAGUACCAAUCCGCUUGUUUACAUCGUUGAUCAACCCUCGAUUUUACGCUCAAAGCUAAAUUUUCAUCAUUUUCAAAAAUCAUUUUUAAGUGCCCGUUUCCUCUAAUCAAUAAAAUUAAAUUUAAAAUUUUAGUUUAGAUUUCGUUUAUUGCAAUAUGAUUGAAAAUCUCAUUUUUUUUUUCAAACUAAAAAAAAAUGAAAAAGUUCAAUACUUCUUUUAUUUAUUAUUUUGUUUCUGUCGAAAAAAAAAAAAUAUUUUUCUCAGUCGUAUGGCCCCCAAAUUAUCCCUUAUUUUUUUACCAAUUCAAAGAAUAAACAACACUUUUUUGUCCCUAGUUUGCUUCAAGAUUUAUUUUCUUGUAAUAAACAUAAUUAAUACUAUACUCUAUGGCUCCCGUGAAAUUUUACAUUGGUACAAAUAAAUUCAUUUCGCUCAAUCAUACUAAGAAUAGGCUUUUGUGUAAAUUGAAGAGCAGCGUUAUCAGUAUCGGUAGGCUCUUUAUUAUCUGUUAUUUUUUCUCUAAAUCAUCGCGUCAGUACCUCAUGAAAAGUGAAAAAGUUAACAGCUCAGUUAAAUUAUUUGUAAAUACUGUCAGGGUAGCUGCAGUCACAUUCUCGCACUUCAAUUUUCUCUUUUUUCACACUGGUGUAUUUUUCCUGCUUUUCAUUUCGUUCUUUUUUUCAUUGGUUCUUUUUUUUAUCCUUAUUUAAAUUUCCAAACUCCCUUUUUUUUAAAUUCAUCAUCAUUGUUUUUCUCUAACUCCGCAAAUGCUGAAAUUUUCCAUAAUCAAAUAUCAGUAUAAAUAUCAAUACUUCACUUACCCUCUUCGACUAGUGUCUCCAAAUCUGAAAUAAUUUACACCGCAUAUUAAGUCACCAAUCCUCUUGAACGGAUUUCUUUGUUUUUCUGCAUCUCAAAAGGCCCUGAAAAACCCUUAGGUUUUAGAAAUUGGACAGACUAGAUUUUAGACCAUUUCAAAGUGGGUUUCCUAAAGAUACCCAUGCCAAAAAAGUACAACUUAUAAAUUAAUGUAAUCACUGUUGAUUUGGAACAUCUUUUGCUCACUUUUUCAAAUUUAUCUUAGUUUGAAACAGUCUUUUUGGUUUUGGAGACUUUCGUUGGAGACUUUUAUUCCUACCCCUUGAGCCACAACUGUUUACGUGUUUCGAAGCUCUUCAUCAAAAUGUUCUUUUAUUUUUGUAGAUAAAAUUUAUGAUUUGUAUUAUUUUUAUUAAAUCUGCUCCGUUUCACAGUCAUACCUAAUUUAUUGUACAUAGAACCAAAGCAAGCUGACGUUAUGGAAUGAAAAUAAAUUUAUAUUUUUGUUAUUAUUACUCUGGGCAUUGCUUCUAAGCAUAGUAAGUUAACAAAUCAAAGCGGGACCUUUGAAAUUUUGCACUUCCUCCAAGCCUAUUUCUUUUAUAAUCCAUUUUUCGUACCUGCAAUAUAGUUUGUGCGACUUUCUUGAAAACAUUUUAAAGCAUCCUCAAAAGUUUCUCUUAAUGUCUCUCAUACUUAUUUAAAAAAUAUAGGGGCGUUAUAUUGAAUAUAACACCCCUUGAUUCAGUUUCAAAAUAGAUGGGCGUUAAUUAUCUAUAAUUUGCAACUUUGUUUUUCAACGAAAGCACUUUACCGCAAAGCAAAUUUUUUUGUUAAAAAAAAUUAUCUGCGUGUAAGUUAUGAUAAGUGGAGAGGAAGAACAAACCGUCACCAGAGAAUCAAUUUAGCAAUGCCCUCUAUCUAUGUACCACCACGUGAGUUGAAGAAAUGUUUUUUUAAAAUUUUUUUGGAAAAUAUAUGUUAAUAAUCACAUUUGCUCUUAAUGUCUUGGAAGAAUGCCCAGAGAGAUGAUGAGAAAAAUGAAGCAAAUCUUAAUUAUUUUGUUAAAUCACACUGUGCAAUUUAUGUUUUUUAAGGUGAUCAUUAGGUCUUACAUUUUUAAAAGCUACCGCUAGAGUCCAUGCAAUUUAUCAAUAUUAAUUUUUGUAUUGAAUCAAGAAUACCUCAAAAUCAAGUAAACAAGUGCGCACAUUUUUCAGUUCACUGAAAAAUUAUUUGUGUAUUCAAAAGUUUUAAAGUUCAGAUCCUCCGAAUCUAUUAUUCUUUUUCUUUCUCUCUUCUUCACUAGAAUAUUUCAGUUUUGGUAUUAAAAAAAAUUGAAAGUUAGGAACCUAAAAGACUUAUUUUUUAUUUUUGUUGUGUCCAUUUUACUUUCAAUUAUUUUUCAAAACAUUAAUUUGAGAUGAAUGAAAAAUGGGAUUCGCACGUAAAUUUUGCAAUAAUUUGCUUAGUACCUUGAAAAAGCUCUAGCCAAAGUCUCUGUGUUCAAUUUAUGCUCUUAAUUAUAUAAACAAUCUUAUCAAAGAGAAGAAAAAAGAAAAUUUGCCAUCUGUUCAUAAGUUAAUGGAGAAGAAAUAAGUACUUCAACUUCCUGUUUUUCUAAUUCAUUCAUGGACAAUUUGAAGCUUCGUUUUUACUCUGCUAACAAGGUGAAAUUCUACCGUAUAAAAAUAAAAAGGGAAACAAGUUGAAUAACUUUUAUCGACCAAUUAUUUUCAUUCCUGGCCUCUUGUUUGUAUCUUUACCAUAAUGCUUAAAUUAUUUUGCUUUUCUGUAUCAUAAUUCUACAGGCGUUCUCUGAAAUGCUCCCACAAAUCCACUUCAUGGAUAAACCCUGCAUGUAUAUGUCCCACAUAUUCACUUAACAAUAAGUUUUCUAAAUGUAUCAAUAGCCCAAUGCAUGGAUUUCCUAGAAAUCCUUGCACCAUCCUCACUCAACCGAAUCAAAGCAUCAAUAGCCCAAUAUAUGAUUUGCUUGACGUAAUCAUGUGCUCUGUGAGUUUUACAGCUCUACAAUAGCCCAAUACACGCCUCAUACAAUAUGAGCGUGUACCACAUGCAUUCAAUAGCUCUGUGACAAUAGCCCAAUACAUAAGUCGCCCGACGUGCUUAUGUACCAUACUCAACUUUGGUAUACCAUAUGGCACCAUAUUGAGUGAUACCACAUCAGUAUCAUAUGAUAACUAUGGUAUACCAUAUGGUACCUUUGGUAUACCAUACCACACUAUGUAUUAUACUGCUGCAAUAGCCCAAUACACAAUCGCCCUCUGCUGCGAUUGUGUACCACAUGCAUUCAAUAGUGCCGCAAUAGCCCAAUACACAGCUUGCCAGACGCAGCUGUGUACCACAUACACAAUAGUUCAUCUCAACAAUAGCCCACUGCAUGACCUCUCUUGGUCAUGCACCGCAUACAUAUUACUUGCUGUAAUAGCCACAAACAUGAUUUGCUGUUUACAGUCAUGUACCAUUAUUACUCUGCUGCAUCAAUAGCUCAAAUACACGAUUUGCCUGACGCUGUCGUGUACCGUAAAUUCCACUGGUUUUCAUUCGAUAAUGAGCCCCAUUUUCGUUUCCGUUGGUAACAUUCAGAGUAGGUCAGUAGAGACCUGGUGAUAGGUAUAAUUUCAUCGUUCCCCUUUUGAUACUUCUAUCAAAGGUCUUCAUCAAUGAAUACGCAUCCAGUAAUUCAUAAACUUGUCUCAGUUUUUUUUUUUUCUUCUCAUGUUUUUGUUAAUUAUCAGUAUAGUAGUUUAAAUAGUUUCUCAUUAAUAUGUUUUUCUGUCAGGUUUUCGUUGCAGUUUUGUUUUUGACUGUGGCUGCAUUGAACUCCUUUGCUGUCUAACCUUUAUCAAUAGUAACCAUAUUUCACUCAGUUUUUCUUUAAUGCCUCUUAACCCUCGCAGAUUUUUGCUUCCUCAGAUUUUCUCCCCUACGCCAAGUAAUUUUUUCGGGAACCUUGUAAAAUCACGGAAAUUUUGGUAAAAACAUCCUAUCCCUGAAAAACGCAAGAAAACAGUGAGAACAACAUUGAAAGCAAAGUUAACAGGCGCAACGAUUUGGUUACACAAAUCCAAGAGCUUGGUGAUGGACCAUAUUCCAUUCAUUAGAGACAUCAAUUUACAUUCCCUCAAUGUUACAAUCGUCAUGGUGAGAAAUGUUCCGAUAAUCAGAUGGUUUACUUCUUUUUGAUGUCUUAAAAUGCUUUUGAUUGUUCUUGCUGUUUUCGACAGGUUUCAAGUUUUAAUUCGGGCUAUUCAGGACUUUUAAGCUUAAUGUUGACUAAAACUGCCCUUAGCUAGGGUGCUUUGACUUACUUCUCUCUAAUUCAGUGUUACCUGUUACAUCAUUCACUGUAAUCUGUAGUCCUCUGAACAUCUGUAUAGUUAUCUUAUAAACGACUAAUGCUGAGGGCACACUCAGCUUAUAAGUUUCCAUCUCCUUAAGCAUACCUCAUUAUUCACUUUUUUCCUUCUUUAAAUAAGACCUUAAAACAUGCAUUUUCCCGGAAGAAAUAUGCAAAUUUCACUUAGAUUGCCUUUUUUUGGGGACUGCUUUGGAGGUUUUUCUCAUUUUUUUGAUGUACUAAAGUGAAAACUAUAGAGACAUGCAAAAUUUGCAGUAUACAAUAGUUAAGGGUGCGACUGGAAAAGAGCUCUCAUUUUCUUUUAAUGUGUAAUGAACUUUUACAUCCAUCGACUUAUGCUUGAGUUGAUAAUUUACCCCAAAGCUUGGUCGUACUGAUAAUUUUUGUCAAAGCACCCUCUGGGGUCGUACUGCUCAAAUUUUAGCUUUUCCUCCUUACAAAUUCAUUCUCCGCGAUUUCCUGUCCCUCCAAAAACAGUGAAGUAUUUACAUUUAAGAAUAGGUCAUUUACCAUAGUAACUUACAACUGGAUUUUCAAUGUUUCAAUUUUUCAGUUCGCUAGUUUUAAUACCCUCUCCGUUAAUUUCUGCUUUUGCAAUAGUGUUUAUUACAGAUCUGAAUUACAUUUGUCAGUGUAAUCAAUAACAUUUAUGUUCGGUUAUGUUUUCAUCUGUAUUCGUUGUCGUGUAAUUUUACUUUUUCUUCAUCGUUGCCUACCGUUCUCCCUCUUAUUCCUGCCAAGUUCCUCCUAAAACUGUUUGUCUUAUCUUUUAAAAUUCAUUAAGUGUGGAAAUUCGUUAUUAUGGCAAAGCUAAUGUGGUUGUGCUCUCUUUUCACCCAUUUUUAUAAGGAGGCAUCGCAAAUUCGAGACUGAAGGCAUGAAUAUGAUUGAAAGCAGAAAGCAAAGAUCUAGUUUGAGAUUUUCGGAAAUUCUGCUCUGACUAAAGUUUUCUUCGGUAAAAUUAUGCAACUAAUCCUAUCUUUCCGCGGUGAGGUAAUUUGUCUAGGCUGAUAAGGAUAAUUUUCGCAAGUUUUUUCCUGCGACUGAUAUGCCUACAUGUAUUCCUUUUUUUCUUGAUGACAAGUUGAAAGUUUAAAAUUUACGUUCCUUCUCGCAACUUCGGAAUUCGUCACAGUGUAUUUGAAAGUUUCCUUAGUUUCAUUCCAUUCACAUCUUGUGUGUGUGUGUGCAUUGCUCACACAAGUUACAAAAUCAUUGUUUGGAUUUAUUUUGAAUAUCAAGAGCUUUCGUUUUCUGCAGAAUUUUUUUUCAGUUUCGACUCCCUCUGAAGAAGUACCAAAUACACAUAAUAAUAGAGAGUACAUAUAGUAUAUCGUGACAUUCAGACUCUCAGCUGUCCCAAAUAAGGGAAUCUCAUGAUUGGAUAAACAGUUAUAAGAGGAACUUUCAGGAUAUCCUUUGUUUCAGUUCAAGUUAUUUUAAUUCAGAAAUAGCCAAUAACUUACGGUUACAGCGUAUUUGUAAUGCAACACUUUUUUUCUCUCGUUUUCCAACAUUUGUAUUCAUUACUAUUGUUUCAUUUUAUAUUAAUUUCUUACAUAUAUUACUGACUAAUUACAUUUAAUUCACUUAUCUUUAUUACAUUUUAAAUUUCAGCUUGAUGGUAAUGCAUCAUAAUAUUACUGCAAUAGGUUUAAACAGUCCUUCAAUUGGAAAUAGGCGAUCUGACUCGUGAGGCGUCAGCACUUAUGUCAGUCGUAUGAGGUUCAAAAAUGCACUUCCCACUAAUUUACUCAUGGUAACUAAGUUUAAUUAGGUACCAAUUUGGAAGUAGUAAAGUGUAGAAACUUGUUUCUUCUGUGAAAACAUUAUUUUCAAAAAUAGAGGUACCAACUCCUUUAUUUGCAAGCAUUGUUGAGGAGCCGUUUUUCGGUAACUUGGCAGCAUUUUUUGCUAAAUAAUGAGAAGGUCGUUUAAAUUUUCUUUGUGUUUCAAGUACUUACUUAACUAUGGUACUUAAAUGCAGAUAAAUUAUCUAAGCUGACAAAUUCUAUCACUAGCUGGCUAAUAAUCUAGGCUGGCUCGCUUCUCAAAAUUAGCCGCUAUGAUUUUCAAAAUGAAGAAACCGAUUCAAUAUCUCAUCUCAUGAUCAAAAUGACCCACUCAAUUGGUUGCAACUAUUUCCAAUUGAAAUUACACUACACUCUCUCUUUAAUUUUUCUGGUUGUUUUUCAAUCUCAAUUUAAUUUAAUUAUUUUUAAUUUUACACACUUACUUUUUCCAUUUAUUUGUAAUAGUAAUACAAUAGUUUGCAGCAUACUUAAUGUUUAAGAGAUAAUCAAUAGUACCUACCAUUCACAAUUUUCCUCUCUUUGUUUUUCAGUGGAUAUAUGUUUCAUUUUCCUGUUCUUGUUCUUUUAUUUCUUUAAGAUUUUUUGCCUGUUCUUAUUAAUUUUUUGUUUUUCCCUAACUCGGUUGUUUCCUUUUACUGCACUGAGGUUUUCAAGUGUUUGCUGAUUUAGACAAUUGAUUGUUUCUGUUCUCCAUGAGUUCUGUCCACAAUAUUUUGUUCCCACUACCUACUUAAUACUUUUUUUUCUUCAUGUUUCGUUUCAUUCUCCUUUUUUGUUCUUCCUCAACAAUAUGUACCUUGCUAUUUUAUUUAUUUAUUUUUUUUCUUAUGAAUUUGGGAAUUUUUUUUUUACAAAAUAAAAUUGAAUUUUUGUACAAAUUUCCCUUAGACAUCUCUGUUCCGAUUUGGAUCAAAAUUUAGUCAAAAUUUCAUGAUGUUUGAGGCUCCAAUAAUUUUCCAUGUUUUAUGCGUGACAAAAAAGUCAAAUUCUUUCACAAAUUAACGAUUUUCUAAUGAUUUUAGAGAAGUAAGAAAAAUUGUAUACACACACUGGUACUGAACGUUCGUGAAUCCCAAAUUUUUAUUCUUGUAUUGUUACUUACAUUUUUAGUUUAAGAUUUUCGAUGUUAUCUUGUCCGAAAUGCGGGCACCUCUCUAUCUCUUUUCGAAUUAUUUUAGUUGAAUUACAAAACUAAAAUAAAAUUUUCUCCCCCUCCUCUUUUUUAUCAUGUUGUGUAGUUAUACUUAUUGGUGUAUUGAAUGAAUAAACAAAUCAAAAUGAAGGAAAAUUAAA